UUCAGCCACUCUCAGAAUAUGGGAACAAAACGUCCUCACGUCUGUCUAGCCCAGCAGGCCAGCGCGGUGCUGAGAGCGGGCCUGGUCUGCCUCCUUCUGUGUGGCCCCCAGCGUGUGCUGUCAGACUCAGAUGAGGUGGUUGGAACUGAGUGGGAGAACUGGAAAAGCACCCACGGGAUAAGCUACGAUGAAUUGGACGACAUGCAGAGGAGGGCCAUCUGGGAGGAGAAUAUGGAGAAGAUUGAAAACCACAACCUAGGGUUUCUAAUGGGGAGGAGGCCAUUUGCAUUGGGCAUGAAUAAAUAUGGAGAUCUAACAAGACAAGAGUACCAGGUUUUGCAAGGAGCCAUGAUAAACGCUCAUUUCGUAAAGCGAGGGAAGGACGUCUCGGCCAGAAGGCUGCGCUACAAUGCCCGGCGCUCAGACGCUCGGUCUGUCGACUACAGAAGAAUGGGCUUCGUCACUGAGGUCAAAGAUCAGGGUUACUGUGGCUCCUGCUGGGCCUUCAGUACAACAGGAGCGAUAGAGGGUCAACUGUUCAAGAAAACAGGUCAGCUUAUAUCAUUGAGCGAGCAAAACCUGGUGGACUGUUCGAAACCUUACGGCACCAACGGGUGCAGUGGUGCCUGGAUGGCCAACGCUUACGAUUAUGUGAUCGGCAAUGGACUGCAGGCGACUGACAGCUACCCAUACCUCUCAGUGGACACGCAGCCAUGUUUCUAUGACAGCAGACUUGCAGUUGCACACAUCAGAGACUACAGAUUCAUACCCAAAGGAGAUGAGCAGGCUCUGGCUGAUGCUGUGACUACCAUCGGCCCAAUCACAGUAGCUAUUGACGCUUCAAACCCAAGCUUCCUGUUCUACAGCUCAGGAAUUUAUGACGAGCCCAACUGUGACCCGAACCACCUAAGUCAUGCCGUGGUGCUGGUGGGCUUUGGCUCGGAAGAAGGCCGAAAGUAUUGGAUUAUCAAAAACAGCUGGGGGGCCAGCUGGGGUGAAGGCGGCUACAUGCGACUGAUCCGUAAUGGCAGGAACACUUGUGGCAUUGCAAGCUACGCCUUGUACCCGGUUCUGUGAUUACAGUAAAGCAGAGCUGAGGGUCACUGCUUCACUCUUCCACCAGAGGAGGGCUUCAGAGAACAUUUGUCACCAUUGAAAUCGUAUAAUCUUUUAUGAACUUUUCUGACAGUUUCGAUAAAUGUUCGUGCCCAGUCUCACAUCAGCCUUUUACAGUUUAUAGCCUUUCUCAGGGAUGCAGAAAACACAAGUAUUAGAGUUAGAUAUUUAAAGUUUUACUGAUUGGUCAACGUUAUCAAAACUAUAGCUAAAAGUGUAAACAAAUAAAGGGAUACUAUGUCAUUUUGAACGUACACAACCGCUCGUUUUCAUGCAAGCUGCUUCAGACAGUUCAGAAAUUAAAAAUAAAUACCAAUGACUUGGAUCUGGUCGUGCUAACAAAAAAGUUAAUUCUAAUUUAAUUCACUAACAGAAACAAUGUCUUUCACAAAUCAUCGGUGACAUCAGACCUGCAAACAUGAGCAAUAAUUUAUUAUUAAGACACUGAUUCAAAUUUUCCAAGAAACGUACACUUCAGACCCUACAAGUUAGUGUAAGCUAAUGACGGCGAUGGCUGUCUCACUUGUAUAUAAUCUCCUCUGUCAUAGUAUCAACUGCACAUAAAACAAAUGGUGUGUGAGACUUCAAAUGAGUGAUGUAUAUGCUAACUGCUGGCACUGAGCUCACUGGGUAAAGAGUUUCACCCAAUGUCUAAAACUAGUGAAACCACCGAUUUCCUUUCCGAUCCGAUAUUGAGUAAAAUUCAGGCUGGUAUCGGCGAUACCGAUUUGAUACCGAUACAUUGUGCAAAUACACCUAAUGUGCCCGUAAAUCUAAAAAAAUUAGUGUAUUUUAGACAAUUAAAGAAUACAAGACAUCGGAGUCACUUAUUUAGCUAUUAAUUUUAAAGUCAGAAGUAUACUGAGGUAUGGCCUCAUUCACAAUAUACAGUAGCUGAGCUGUUACAACAACAGAAAAACCAGUGUUUGAAAAAAGUGUUUCCAUCACUAAAAAAAGUUCCUAAGUAAAGUAAUAAUACCAUUAAAAUACAUAAGAGAAUAGUAAACAAAAAUAAGAACUACUAUAAAAAUGAAAAUGAAAAAAGUAGUUCCUACCAGCAGUGUGUCAUUUAGACAAAAUCUGAAUAGUUUAGUUACUUUCCACUGUAUUUGUGUUAAUUAUAUACAUUACCACAAAUAACUGAAGUAUCAAAAGUAUCAAUAUUUUCAUUUGAGAAUCGAUUUUAGAGCACACAGGUCUGGUUUCGGAAGUAUCGAUAUUUCAGUAUUGAUGCGCACAUCACUAUCUAAAACCCUUCUGAGAUGAUUUGUGGGUGCACACAGGACAUAACCAUCCCACAAUGUUGUUGUUCAGUAAAUUUACAUAGUCAGGCUUUGUUAAUUGUCUAAUAAUUAUUGUCUAUUUAUACAACAGCAUUGCUGUUGAAUCCUACGCUAAACAAGACAAGCCAGGGUGCUGUGUGUGCAGACACUGAGGAGUUCAAGGAUCGAUGUUAGCUGCUGUUUACUUGUAUAUGUCAUGCAGAGAAACAGUCUCCAGGCUGCAAAACGUUGGUAUUUUACUUGAACUGAUAACUGACAGACAACGGAGGAUGUGGAAACACAGCAAUUCAAUUGUGAGCCGUCCAAGGCCUCAAGUUGAUGCUUUAGUUCUUUAAAUUGCAACUGCAAAUAAACAUUAUACAUCUGUGAUCAUUGUUUUUUUUUCCUGUUGGACAUUUUUUUUACUUUUCUUAAUUUGCUGUAAUAGCUGAUCAGCUGACCAUUUCGUAAUAAAGCAGUUUUCU
Messenger RNA from Cololabis saira (Pacific saury), 2863 nucleotides. It is a transcript of the gene cts12, whose product is annotated as cathepsin 12. The transcript is spliced from 8 exons. NCBI's taxonomy places the organism in Eukaryota, Metazoa, Chordata, Actinopteri, Beloniformes, Belonidae. Gene Ontology annotation, biological process: immune response. The record is from RefSeq and is a predicted model, not a curated record. Gene Ontology annotation, cellular component: lysosome. Gene Ontology annotation, molecular function: cysteine-type endopeptidase activity. The coding region runs from base 19 to 1077 and encodes 352 amino acids.